This is a messenger RNA of Staurois parvus, 666 nucleotides long. Lineage: Eukaryota; Metazoa; Chordata; Amphibia; Anura; Ranidae. The record is from the annotation of a GenBank genome assembly.
AUGUCCCAAGGAGGACGAGGAGGCUUUAAUCGUGGAGGAGGUGGCAGUUGGGGUGGAAGAGGGGGAGGAGGACGCGGUGGAGGACGUGGAGGUUUCGGUGGAGGUUUCGGUGGAGGACGUGGAGGUUUCGGUGGAGGACGUGGAGGUUAUAACAGAGGAGGCUAUGACCAGGGACCACCAGAAAGUGUUGUCGAGGUUGGAGAGUUCAUGCAUCCUUGUGAAGAUGAUGUUGUGUGUAAAUGUAUAACAGAAGAAAACAAAGUACCUUAUUUUAAUGCCCCCAUUUACCUGCAAAACAAAGAGCAGAUAGGAAAAGUGGAUGAAAUAUUUGGGCAGCUGAGAGACUUUUAUUUUUCUGUAAAAUUAUCUGAAAACAUGAAAGCAUCAUCAUUUAAGAAGUUGCAAAAGUUUUAUAUAGACCCAGCAAAGCUACUACCCCUGCAGAGGUUCCUUCCUCGGCCACCUGGUGAAAAGGGUCCUCCACGUGGGGGUGGUCGCGGAGGAGGAAGAGGGGGUGGACGUGGCAGAGGUUUCAGAGGAGGUGGUGGAGGAGGAUUCCGAGGUGGACGAGGAGGAUUUGGUGGAGGUGGUGGCUUCAGAGGUAGAGGCGGAGGAGGAGGAGGACGUGGCUUCAGAGGUAAUCUAGAAGGGUCAUAUAAGUUUUAA